This is a messenger RNA of Daldinia vernicosa, 1410 nucleotides long. RefSeq lists its product as uncharacterized. The record is from RefSeq and is a predicted model, not a curated record. The coding region runs from base 224 to 1129 and encodes 301 amino acids. The transcript has 4 exons. Lineage: Eukaryota; Fungi; Ascomycota; Sordariomycetes; Xylariales; Hypoxylaceae.
UUGGCAGCGCAAUUGUCCGGAAAUUUGCAAGACAGCUUUUAUACGACUUUCAAAACCCGCCAAACUUAUCGCGAGAUCUCCCCGCCUUCAACCCCUCUCUGCAAUAUAUUGGAAAGGGUUCCCCUACCAAGCUAGCCGUCUAUCAGGUACUCACCUACUACCUACUCUUUAGAACAGUAGGUUCUGGCCUAGGCUUACUGCCGGGGCCAAUUACAUAGUCCCAAUGCAUCACACUCGUCGCAAAUCUGGCCAUGCCGCGACCAAUAACUCAACGACUGAAGCCCGCAGGGCGGUCACAGCUUCGGAUGCGAAGCCCAGACGGCCACAAACGUUGACUAGGAAAUCAACGCCGCAAACUGUGCUAAAACUGGGUAAAAGCCCAAAGGAUCGCGAAAAGGAAUUGGAAGAAGAACGCUGGUUCGAUGAUGAGCGAGAAACCUUUCCUCAAUUCUGGGUGAGAUCGGGAUCCCUUUUUCUCUCCUUCUGCGCGACACUUAUGCCACUUCAGGCAAUCUACGUGGGCUGCGUCACCACUCGAUCAAGCCAUGCGGGUGAUCAACGCUGGGGGUGUCUUGUUAUGACCUGCGAAAAGCAAUUCACCCCACAAGAUGAGAAGAUUUUAUAUUGCUCGGAGGCGUGUCGCGAGCGUGACCAAGAUACAAGUGUCAGAGUAUCGUCAUCGCGCAAUUCGUCCAGGGGACAUGAGGGCUUCGGAGCUGGUUUACCGUAUUAUUCGGUUGGAAACUCGGAACCCCGAGACAUCAUCCCGCGCGCCUCACCGUCUCGUUGGUCGCCUCCCACAACACCAACAACCGGACAGCACAGCAAUGCCAUCUCAGUCCUGAGGUCAUUAAGCAUACUGCCGGUAACCCCGACUUCGCCGCUAACAGGCAAUAUAUCAGGCAAUGCAGGUUUGCCGUUUACGCGCAGUGCUGUCACCAGCCCCAGUACGUCGUACACGAAAUCGGCCAAUCACUUCUACUCCUCAACUUACGAUAACGGCUAUGCAGUUACGGGCUAUGGAUAUCCCCAAGGUGGAAUGACGGACCGACCAUUACCCUCCAGAAAGCCGGGUGCCUACUCGAGACCUAAGAGUAUCGAGUUAGUUACACCGAUAGUUGGCCGCUGAGCGGGUGGUCUAAAAAACGAGUUCUGGCCCGCCAUAGUGCUGACGUGAGCUUCGGAGAGUUUUUUUAUACGCAUCGCCCGAUUUUGUCACGCUCAGCAGGUCAACUCAACGCAUUGGCGUGGGGAGUCGAUUACAGUUACGUCGAGACCUUCGGUCUCGUUACAUCAACCAAAUGCGGGGGUGGUUUCCAGAUACACAAAUCUGGGCCAGGAGAUAACAGUACAUACUACUCCCCCACGGCCUCGAUAUUACACCUCGUCAUUAUACUUACAACCAACGAC